AUGGUACCUCGCUCUGAUGAUGUCCGUCACAUGACGGACGGAAGCUUAGCACCUUUUCACCGGAGUCGAAGGAAAUUGUCUCGGAAAUCGCGUCGGCAUGAAUGUUCCAGCAGAGCCAAUCGACAACUGGUCAAGAGGAAUCGGUCGUCGUCUUCUGGUGGAACCGACCUUCGAAUCUCUUCACGCAACACUUUCACUCGAAGUGGAAGUAAGCUCAACAAUUAUGAAACAAGCGAGUCCUCGAAACCCAACUUUUCUUCACAAUGA
Molecule: messenger RNA, 267 nt
Organism: Protopolystoma xenopodis
Lineage: Eukaryota; Metazoa; Platyhelminthes; Monogenea; Polystomatidea; Polystomatidae
Source: the annotation of a GenBank genome assembly